Messenger RNA from Cynara cardunculus var. scolymus (artichoke), 1614 nucleotides. Its product is annotated as glutamate receptor 2.8-like. The record is from RefSeq and is a predicted model, not a curated record. Lineage: Eukaryota; Viridiplantae; Streptophyta; Magnoliopsida; Asterales; Asteraceae. Gene Ontology annotation, molecular function: ligand-gated monoatomic ion channel activity; signaling receptor activity. Gene Ontology annotation, cellular component: plasma membrane. The transcript has 5 exons. Bases 32 to 1516 code for a protein of 494 amino acids.
AGAUGAUUCUGCCUGAUGCAAAUUAGCAACAAUGGAGCACCAAAACCACAUUGUUUCCUUGGUGUUCUUGGUUGCCAUGCUCUGUGUUUGUGUCAUGGUUGAUUUUGUGCAAGCGUCUAUUUUAGUAACAUCGGAAAAAGGUUUAACUGAGGAAAAGUAUACCAAACUACGCUCUACGAAAACCAUGACGAGUACGGCCAUCAAAGAUGCAUCCAGUCGAAAGAGAAGAUCUAUCCAGGAGCAAGAUGAUACUGGACAGGUUGAUGUAUGUGCAGACAUCAUAGGGCCAAAAUGGAAGAUUAAGAAGCAAGGAAAAGGUCCAUGCCCAACAUUAGUUGUGUGGGUGCCAAAGAAAACCGGCUUCACCGAGUUUGUUAAAGUCAACGAACAAUUAAAAGUGGAAGGUGGAUUCUCCGUAGCCGUAUUCUGUCAUGCAUUACAWUUAUUACCUUUCAACAUCAAGCCUAUCUUCAAAACUUUCAUCAAUGAUAAAGGGGAAAGUGGCACCUAUGAUCAACUUCUACACCACAUUGAGGGCAAGACUUGUCACGCUGUGGCAGCAGAUGUUACCGUGCGUGGUGAUCGAGCUCAGUACGUUGAUUUUACGAUCCCCUAUCUGAGCUCUGAAGUUUAUAUGCUUGUGCUUGCUACACAUGAAUGGAACCAAACCCUGUGGACUUUUGUAAGACCUUUUACCAAGAGAUUAUGGAUCACACUACUUGGUGCGUGUAUUUUUAUUGGACUUGCAGUUGCAAUUCUGGAAUACCGUGUUAGCAACCCAAAAUUCACAUCCCCAUUCUAUCAGAAACUAAUAAUGGUCAUCUGGUUUCCAAUUUCGACAUUCUUUUUCCAUGAAGGAAAGAUACUCAAUAGGUGCUCCAAGAUUGUGCUUGUUAUCUGGCUAAGUAUGAUUUUCAUAGUAGUUCAGAUUUUCACAGCAACUUUAUCUUCAUGGUUGACACUAGAUCAGCUACGUCCCAGAUUGCCCUCGAGUUUCGAAAAUGUUGGAUAUCAAGAUGGUUCCUUUUUAAAAGAUCUUAUAGCGCAAAAAUCCAAUUAUUCUGGGAGGAAUAUAGUGCCCCUAAAAGGCGUUGAAGAAUUUAAAAAUGCUUUGUCCAAUGGCAGUGUAAAUGCCAUCUAUGAUGAACUUCCUUACAUCCAACUCUUUCUUGCUAAGUAUGGCUCUGAUUACAUGAAGUUUGGACCAAUAAACCAAGAAUCUGGAAUUGCAUUUGCAUUCCCUCGUGGAUCUCCUUUAUUACAGAACUUUUCUAGGGCAGUCAUAAAUGUCACAGAAAGUGAACUUAUGAUGGAAAUGAAGACAAAAUAUCUUGGGUUCUCUACUCUUGAUAAAUCACAACAAAAUCAAGCCCUUCCACAAAGUCUUGAUGUUCAGAGCUUUAUUGGAUUGUUCAUAUUCAUGGGGAGUGUGACUAUAGUUGCAGUUAUCUGGUCAGAAAUCUCCCUUAGGAGGAGAAACAACAAAAUCCUUCCCCUGACAUCAACAGAUAAUUAAAUGCAUCUCCGACAUACUACGAAUUGCUUUGGGAAACCGAUUAAAAGGAAUCAGAAUCCAAACUGCAGGCAUGUACUGCAAACCCAAAUAGGAAGUUU